Dama dama (fallow deer) is the source of this 3487-nucleotide messenger RNA. RefSeq names its product polyunsaturated fatty acid lipoxygenase ALOX15. The transcript has 14 exons. Gene Ontology annotation, biological process: linoleic acid metabolic process; lipid oxidation. Gene Ontology annotation, cellular component: cytosol; plasma membrane. NCBI's taxonomy places the organism in Eukaryota, Metazoa, Chordata, Mammalia, Artiodactyla, Cervidae. The record is from RefSeq and is a predicted model, not a curated record. Gene Ontology annotation, molecular function: iron ion binding; arachidonate 15-lipoxygenase activity; arachidonate 12(S)-lipoxygenase activity. Bases 105 to 2492 code for a protein of 795 amino acids.
ACUACCUGUCACACAAAUGCUGUGGUGACCACAUCUCCUUGCCCUUUCCAUCUCCCCUGGCAACCUUAAGCACUAGCAGAGGUGAGCCAACUUGGGAGGCACGCAUGUGCGUGCGCGAGUUUGUGUGUGUGUGUGUGUUUAGAUGGAGGGGGCUUCCAGCCACACCCGCCAUCUGUCUGCUGGGCCAUACGUCGACCCCUCCUUCUUGCAUGUUUUCUGCCCAAAUCCUCAUCUGCUUGCGCCUACCAUCUUCCUCCCACCAAGAUACUGGUUUGCUCGCCCUACACUACCCCCGCCAGGGCCCCGCCUUCUCGCGAUCAGGGCUUAGCUCUGGGAGACGCGGAGCUGGGGGGCCCAGAGCAUGGCCAGACGCGGUUGGUUGGAGAUCUGCCACCCACACCCUGAACUUCGCAAGGCUUUGGAGGGGCGGGGUCUCGCGCCCGGUUAUUUGGCGUCCUCUCUUCUUCCCCCUCAAUAGGGGCGAAACGUCUUUGGGCAAGAUGGGUCUCUACCGCGUCCGCGUGUCCACCGGGUCCUCGUUCUGCGCGGGCUCCAAUAACCAGGUGCACCUGUGGCUGGUCGGCGAGCACGGGGAGGCGGCGCUCGGGUGGCGCCUGCGGCCGGCGAGGGGCAAGGAGGUGGAAUUCCAGGUGGACGUGUCCGAGUACCUGGGGCGGCUGCUGUUUGUGAAACUGCGCAAACGGCACUUCCUCUCGGAUGACGCGUGGUUCUGCAACUGGAUCUCCGUGCAGGGACCCGGGGCCAGCGGGAACGAGUUCAGGUUCCCGUGCUAUCGCUGGGUGGAGGGCGACGGCGUCCUGAGCCUGCCCGAGGGCACCGGUCGAACGGUGGGCGAUGACCCUCAAGGUCUGUUCAAGAAACACAGGGAAGAGGAGCUGGUAGAGAGAAGGAAGCUGUACCGGUGGGGUAACUGGAAGGACGGGUUAAUUCUGAAUAUAGCUGGGGCCACAAUAAACGACCUUCCUGUAGAUGAGAGAUUUCUGGAGGACAAAAGAAUUGACUUUGAGGCCUCACUGACCAAGGGGCUGGCAGACCUAGCUAUCAAAGACUCUUUAAAUAUUCUGACUUGCUGGAAAAGUCUGGAUGACUUCAACAGGAUUUUCUGGUGUGGGCAGAGCAAGCUGGCUGAGCGGGUGCGGGACUCCUGGAAGGAGGAUGCCUUAUUUGGGUACCAGUUUCUCAAUGGCACCAACCCCAUGUUGCUGAGACGCUCCGUUCGCCUUCCUGCCCGCCUGGAGUUUCCUCCAGGGAUGGGGGAGCUGCAGGCCGAGCUGGAGAAGGAGCUCCAGCAAGGCACACUAUUUGAAGCUGACUUCUCCUUGCUGGAUGGAAUCAAGGCCAACGUCAUCCUGUGCACCCAGCAGUACGUGGCUGCCCCUCUGGUUAUGCUGAAACUGCAGCCCGAUGGGAAACUCUUACCCAUGGUCAUCCAGCUCCAACUGCCACACAAGGGGUCCCCACCCCCACCGCUUUUCCUGCCCACGGAUCCCCCGAUGACCUGGCUCCUGGCCAAGUGCUGGGUCCGGAGCUCUGACUUCCAGCUUCACGAGCUGCACUCUCAUCUCCUGAGGGGACACUUGAUGGCUGAGGUCAUCGCUGUGGCCACCAGGAGGUGCCUUCCGUCUAUACAUCCUAUGUACAAGCUUCUCAUUCCACACCUGCGAUACACCAUGGAAAUUAACAUCCGGGCCAGGACUGGGCUGGUCUCUGACUCCGGAGUCUUCGACCAGGUGGUGAGCACAGGUGGGGGCGGCCAUGUGGAGCUGCUCCAGCGAGCAGGAGCCUUUCUAACCUAUAGCUCCUUCUGUCCCCCUGAUGACCUGGCUGACCGGGGGCUCCUGGGAGUCAAGUCUUCUUUCUAUGCCCAAGAUGCCCUGAGGCUCUGGGAAAUUCUCUCUCGCUACGUGGAGGGGAUUGUGAGUCUCCACUAUAAGACGGACGAGUCUGUGAGAGAUGACACUGAGCUGCAGGCCUGGUGUCGAGAGAUCACUGAGAUCGGGUUGCUGGGGGCCCAGGACCGAGGGUUUCCUGUCACCCUACAGUCCAAGGACCAGCUUUGCCACUUUGUGACCAUGUGUAUCUUCACCUGCACUGGCCAGCACUCCUCCACUCACCUGGGUCAGCUGGACUGGUACUCUUGGGUCCCUAACGCACCCUGCACAAUGCGGCUGCCCCCACCGACCACCAAGGAUGUGACACUGGAGAAAGUGAUGGCGACACUGCCGAACUUCCAUCAGGCUUCUCUCCAGAUGUCCAUCACUUGGCAACUGGGCAGACGCCAGCCCAUCAUGGUGGCUCUGGGUCAGCAUGAGGAAGAGUACUUCUCAGGCCCUGAGCCCAAGGCUGUGCUAAAGAAGUUCAGGGAGGAGCUGGCUGCCCUGGAAAAAGACAUCGAGAUCCGGAAUGCCCAGCUGGACUGGCCCUAUGAAUACCUGCGGCCCAGCCUGGUGGAAAACAGCGUGGCCAUAUGAGCACCCCCAGCCAUGGGUUGUUUCAGCCCUCUUCCACCAAACCCCAUCCUGUUCCCAACCUCCACCUUCCCCCAAAUCACCUUUCCACUGUCCACACCCACCAUAAACAAAUCUGACUUUAGAUACACCACCUAGGGAAGUUAUUCCCAUUUCUUCCUCCCUGCCCCUGCCCUUCCUCCUUGAUCAUUCAGAUCUCCCAUUGAGCAGGUAAUAGCCACAUUUAUACAAACAGUUUCAAGAAUAGAAUAGGGUAUAAUACAUAUUACUCCAUACCUUUAGAAUCAAGUAUGACUUUGAACCUAAAUUGAGUUUAAUGACAAGAAAAAUGGCAUUUUAGACUAAGGAAAGAAAAGAAUUUAGUCCAAACUCCUAAAUCAAGGGCUUCCCCGGUGGCUCAGUGGUAAAGAAUCCACCUGCAAUGCAGGAGAUGCAGGUUUGAUCCCUGGGUAGGGAAGAUCCCCUGGAGGAAGGCAUGGCAACCUGCUCCAGUAUUCUUGCCUGGAGAAUCCCAUGGACAGAGCCUGGAGGGCCAUGGUCCAUUGGGUCACAAAGAGUUGGACACAACUGUAGUGACUGAGCAUGCACACAUGCAUCCCAAGUCAAAUACUGGCAGAAGAAUAUACAGCAUAACUUUUUAACCGGGUGGGAUUCACCACUUGUCCUGAAACCAGACACAACACGAAGCAAUUAACAUUAACACAGCAGUUCUCACAAUUUUCAUUUCAUGACUCACUCAGUUAGAAAAUGAUCAAUGGAAGGAAACUGGUUAAACUACAGAAACUACUCUCAGCUGGAGGUAUCUGGCCUGUGUUUUGCCCAAGGGAUCCUUAUCUGUAACCCAUUUGCACUUCAUCAUUUGGGAAGCACCAAAUAAAAAUGAUUAGCUAGAAAAGUACUAAAAAUCUCAUUAUUUUAACAAGCGACAACAAAGGCGUCAGUAAAAUCCAACUUCUGUAUCUGAUUAAAAUUUUGGAAAAAUAAACGAGGAAAUUUGA